UCGCAAGGGAUAACGCCCGUUAACCAGAAAUAUCCCCGAGGGAACAGUCUCGUCUCCAGUGUGUCCUGUGAUGCUUGUUCAGGUUAGCCACGGAAGAAGCUUCAAGUUCAGAUUUUGUUCAAUGCAGACGCUUUUAAGAGUUGGUUUCUUCGCUCACUGCACCGACUCUCCCUUUGCAAAGAUCUCUCCAAUUCCCUUCCCUAAAAUCCCAUUUUGCAAGAAAACCCACAUAGUUUCUGCACUUAAAACAAGCUCUCGUUCAGGGAGUGAACUUGUGGAAGAUGAUGUCUUGUUAAUGUUCUUCAAGGACAGAGAAUUAAAUGGAGAUUUUAUUUCCAAAGCUUCUGAUAGGUUUUGGCAGGGGGGAAUUGCGAAAUUUGUUGAUGUUAAUGAUAGCAAAAUUCUUGAUGCUCCUCAACAAGAUGAGCUGGUUAAGGAAAAUGAUAAUGGAGAUGGUGGUAGUGGGUUCCUGAAGCUGUCAAAAACUCAGGAAUGGAUAUUAGGUGGCAACUCUGCACCAAUCAACAAGAAGGCCAGUGCUAAGGCGCUACCAGAUGACUUUGAAAGAAGGAAGAAACUUAACCUUCUGCAAUAUGAAGCUCUCAAAAGGGAAAUGAUGCUUUUGUCUGUUGGGAUUGGAACUGCUUGCAGUGGCUAUUGUUUAGUAGCUUUAUCAGUUCAGGCUGCUAUUAGCUAUGCGGUGGGAGUCCUUUUCAGGUUGAUGUGCAGUUGUCUAUAUCUUCAGCUUUUAUUCCAAUAUGCAGACAAUCUAUCCAACAAAAUGGUUCCUCAGAUUUUCACGCAGAAGAAGUCAAAGAAAAUUGGCAUAAGAAGCGAGGACCUUAAGGAUUUCUUUGAGAGAUCAAUUAAGGGUAGCGGUCUUGCUCUUUCAUCUCCAAGACUUGUAAUCCCUGCAGCAAUUUAUGGACUAUGGGCUUUAUCUCACCAGUAUUUUGCCAAUGACUUCUUUGAUUUUCAGCUGGUGCCAGCUAUGUUCGGAAUGUUUGUAUAUAAAGCUGCUGCGCUUGUUCAAGUGUAUAGAGAUAACGAAGAUCUGCAGUUUGUCUUCCCGGAAAAUGAUGAUCGGAGGUCAGACACGUGAAAUCUUCCAAGUUUAUUUCUUCGACGCAUAUCAAUGCUUCCCGUCCAUGCUAUCCAAAGCAAAUGGGACAUUUCUCCAAGAAGUCUGGCUCUUGAUCAGAGGAAGAUCCUAAAUAGAUAUAUUUGUAUAAAUCGAUAUAUCUAUAUCGUUGUAACGUUUAUGUAUUAUUAAAAUAUUUAAAUUAUUUAGUAGUUAGUAUAUAGAUCGAAUAAGUUUAUAAUUUUCUAUUUAGUUAAGGUUCUUAUUUAAAUAAAAGUUAAAAGAGUUAUUUGUAUA
Carica papaya (papaya) is the source of this 1378-nucleotide messenger RNA. RefSeq names its product NF-kappa-B inhibitor-like protein. The record is from RefSeq and is a predicted model, not a curated record. Lineage: Eukaryota; Viridiplantae; Streptophyta; Magnoliopsida; Brassicales; Caricaceae.